This is a messenger RNA of Pseudomyrmex gracilis, 2768 nucleotides long. It is a transcript of the gene Bsg, whose product is annotated as basigin. The record is from RefSeq and is a predicted model, not a curated record. The transcript is spliced from 5 exons. Bases 859 to 1926 code for a protein of 355 amino acids. NCBI's taxonomy places the organism in Eukaryota, Metazoa, Arthropoda, Insecta, Hymenoptera, Formicidae.
UGUGGUUUGUGGUGCCUUGCGGUGUUUGCUCUGUAGAAAUCUGUCUCCUACUUGAGCCAAUACAGCACCAGUGUACCAUAGGUAUCCGUCUUUCUCUCACACAGGAGUGCGCCCGACGACGACGACGGCGACACGGGAAGAAGGAGGUGGUGGAAGUGGAAGAGGUGGAGGAGGAGAAGGACGACAGGAGAAGGAAAGAGGGAGGAGCGACGGACGGAGUGUCAGCAGCAACGGCCACGGUACCUGGACAAAUCUUUGUCUUCGGUGCGCAUUAAAAACAAGAUAAGAGCGAAGUGCAGAGAUAACGAUAAAGACAUCGCACGUCAGUGACAUAUCGUGACCGCUCUCUCAUCGUCGUCGGCGACGACACCGGAGCGGGAAGAGGAGGAAGAGGAGGCAGAGAAGGCGGAGGAGAAGAAGGAGCGGUGUGACGGGAACGGUCUGUACGCGCGAUCGUCAGUCGCGCACGAUCGAGUAAAAAGUAGUUUCGUUUGCGGCUCGCGGUUUACAAAUCGGGCGAGCAAGUGAAUAUCGGAGGGAACAAGAUUACGAGGUGUGACGAGUUGGAAGUGACGUUGACAAAUAACGAUCACGACGACGGCCACGACGACGUCGAAGACAACGACAAGGACGAGGAGGACGACAGUCGUGAUACGACGUUCUCGUAUGCGACGGUGCAUUUAGAACAUCGUAAAAGCGAGAUCAUCGGAUUGUGAUUAGUUACAUCCUGUCUAUAGAAGAAGAUCCUCUCGACGACGACGACGACGACGUCGUGUUCGUCGAUAUCGUAUUAUCGUACGGUGCACACACACACACACACAGUCACGCGCCACCGCGUACAUCAGCAGCGCCACCAGGAUGGAGAAACGAGCCGCUUUUGUGCUGCUGGGGAUGCUAUAUUUAGCGGCGGGCACCCUCGUCACAGUCCAGGCAGAAGUAACGUAUUCGGGGCCAGCGAUCGUGAACGAAGGUCAACCUUGGGACAUAGAAUGCAGUGGACUCAAAGAAGACGAUAACAUCAGAUGGACAAGAAACGGCCAGACGCUGGAACCUGAAUUGUCUAGCGGUCAGCUGGUUGUCUUCUCUAAACGUGGCAGUGGCAGCAGCAAACUUUCUACGAGUCAAGCGACGGAAAGUCAUGAUGGGGAUUACAAGUGCACAUCCGACAGCACGGAGUCUUUCCAUCUCUCGAUACAUUUCGAUAUUAAGAUUAAAGUACUUACACCGAAGGAUUUGCCUUUGAUACUUCAAUGUGAAAAUAGAAGCACCAGCGAAAAAGUGCAAUGGUUAAAAGGAAAGACACUGCUAGCUAUCAACGAGGAUAUCUUUAGGAUUGAUAACGAGACUAACAACUUGGAGAUAUUGAAGGAGAAAGAAGAAAGUUUCGGAAAUUUUACUUGUAAGACGGCCAAUUCUACGACCGAGUACAGAGUCGUACCAAGGCCAACAGCACAUUUUGUAGCUGAUUCUACUAGCGUAGUAGAGGGCGAGAAGCUCCAUCUUGUAUGCGGCGGAAAGCAAAGCCCUGGCGUAAAGAUAUCCUGGACUUUCGGUGAUCAGAAUUAUACAAGCAGCAUGGGUCGCGUGAAAAUCUCCAAGGAUCAAGAAAGGGGUAUCUACGGCGCCGUUCUAAUCGUCGACAACAUCGAGAUGAAUGAUCGCGGUAACGUUACAUGCAGAGUGUCGUAUAACUGGUCCAAUCCGGAACACACGUCGGAGGCUAAGACAUUCCUCAGGGUCAAGGACAAGCUCGCCGCACUCUGGCCCUUCCUAGGUAUUUGCGCAGAAGUUGUUGUUCUGUGCGCUAUCAUCUUAAUUUACGAGAAGAAACGAAACAAAACCGAACUCGAGGAGUCUGAUACUGAUCAGAGUCCUGAUACUAAACCAACUUCCAACAAGGAUUCCGAUGUAAGGCAGAGGAAGUGAAGGAAAAAAUAAAUGCAUGAAAGCGAUGCGAUAGAAACGGGAGAAAGGAUCGUUGUGUGUUAUAGAAAGUGUUUAACAGAAAGAGACAACAAGAUACGGUUUUGAAUGCGAUACAUCGUAUAUAAACGUGAAAUAAACACUGGAAAAAAAUGGACAGCAGCGAACUCGAGUGGCCCAUUUCAUAGUGCACACCUACGAAACAGGCUCGUACAAAAAGCAGGAUCAUACAAGUCACUAACAAAUUAAAUCAGCCUUAUUACGGUGUUCACUUCAUUUAUCAGAUGUUCGCCUGUUCGUAUUCUUCAACUGCAGUCGAAUGUCCGCGUUGUGAACACCCCGUGCAUCGUAAACCUUUCUGUAUUGCGAAUCAGUUCGAUGUCCGUAAAGUGAACACCUCCUUCCAUACUGCUCUCCCAUUAAAACUCACAUUUGCCAAGCGACCACGCGAGCAUGCGUAGCAUGCGUAGAAUGAAGAUGUCAUUGUCUCCAAUGUCAUUAGAAAAUAAGAGCCAAUAAGUGCCAUUAGCAUAAGAGUAGGGACUGAGAGAAAAGUUCUUAAUAGAGACGUUUGUUCGAUCCUGAGAAGUUCACAAUACGGACAUUUAAUUAUACAUCGCUUUAACCGAUAUAGAGAGAAGAGAUAAAUGUUGACACGAGUUACGUACAAGUGUUGAUGAUAAUACGAAUGCAUGCCAAGAGACAGAGGGGGUAAUAAUGGGCAAGAAAGAAAGAGAACGAGUGAGUGAAUGAAUGAAUGAUUUGAAAGCGAUACGCGUGCAUGAGAGUGAAAAGCUAGCAAGGAAAAAAAAAACAAAACUCAACAAAUCGAAAAAAAAAAAAAA